AUGGACCUAUUCGCCGCUGGAAGAGGCGCCAACGUCUCAUACACAGAUGAGGACAUCCCGACUUUGUCGUAUAACAAUCUGGACUCACUUGAACAUAAUAUUGUUAUCAGCACUACAGCCAAAUACUAUGAGAACAAUACCUACAUUGACUGGAGCAGAGAGUCUCUCAUAGUACCGUCCACAUCUCUGUUCACAUCACGAAAAUGGUUCACAUUAAUAGUUCUGUCAAUAAUUGUAGGGUACACAGCUGCUUUCAUCGACUUGCUGCUGGUUUGGCUCAAUGACUUACGUAAGGGUGUUUGUUUCAGCAAGGUAGAUACAUGGUCUUUGUUGAAUCCGUAUCUGACAUGUCCAGCCGGUAAGUGGCACGACUGGUCAGUUAUCUUGUUCAACGCCAAGGGGUCUGUUUCCAACUGGUUGGUAAACUUCCCAAUCUAUACCCUUUUUGCAUUCUGCUGGAUCACUUUAGCAGCUUAUAUUACUAUCCAUAAGGAUCCGUUGAUUAAGCAAUCUGGUAUUCCUGAGAUCAAAUUGAUCAUCUCGGGCUUCAAUUACCGUAUCAACUACUAUCUUGGCUUGCAGACCUUGUUUUACAAGACGGUGGGUUUGAUUUUGGUGGUAUCUUCAGGACUCUGGUUGGGCAAAGAAGGACCCUUGGUUCAUGUUUCUUGUUGUAUCCUCAACAUUCUAUACGGCUUACUUGUAAACACAAGCUUUGAGAAUGAAGCUGUACGUAGAGAAUUGUUGAGUGCUGCCACUGCAACAGGAAUUGCUGUUGCAUUCAGCUCGCCUAUAGGUGGAGUAUUAUUUGUUCUCGAGAGUAUGGCGACUUUUUUCACACCCACAAAGAUCAUGUGGAAUUCGUUCAUUACAGCAUCUGUAGCUGUUAUUUUCCUCACUGGAUUCAGAGUAUUCACAGACGGCCUGAACUUCCAAGAAAAGGACUUAUUCCUGGUGGAAUUUGGGAACUUCUCUUGGUUGUUCUUGGAAAUCAUCCCAUUCAUCACUUUGGGAGCUUUGGGUGGAAUCUACGGCUACUUGUUCAUAACUGUAAAUUCGUAUUUUGACAAGUCCGGUGUCCGCCAUGUUAUCCAAAAUAGAUUGCUUUCACUCGUAGGUGCGAGCGGUGUAAAAGCUGGACAAUAUCUCGAAGUGUUCGCUGUCUUGCUAGUAACCAGUAUACUUACCUUUCCCAUUGACGAAACCAAGUUGCAGUUGAACACUUUCUUAACUAACUUGUUCACUGCUUGUCCUACAGAUACUGAUACUCUGGAGGCUAUCACUUUCAUUUGUCUGUCUUCUAACGGAAUUACCAUCUUGAAGUUGUCCUACAUCCUCAUCCAGGGAUUCAUAUUGUCCACUUAUAGUUUUGGAGUCAACCUCCCAGGAGGAAUUUUGAUGCCAUCGUUAGUACUUGGAGCAACUUCGGGUAGACUUCUUGGUUUGAUAACUCAAGCAAUCCAGACCAAGUUUCUUAGCUCUGAGUUCUUAGCUACUUGUACCGAGAGUUCUUGUAUAGUAUCUCCUGCCUCCUACGCUGUCAUCGGCGCAGCUGCAUUCAUGACUGGUGUGACCAAGUUGACGAUGUGUGUUGUAGUAAUCAUGUUUGAGUUGACAGGUGCUGUCUCAUACGUUUUGCCAAUUAUGUUAGCAGUGAUGAUUCUGAAGUUCGUAAACGAUGUUUUGUGCACCUCUAACAUCUAUGACACCUUUCUAAAGAACAAUUUUAACCAGCUGGAACAGAAUACAUAUGGUUACCCUAAUGAAGGAAAAGGUGCUGGGCUAGUCAACUUCACCAGUUUGACUUCUACUGUCAAGGAUAAACUCCCUGACAUUACCGUUAAGUCCAUAAUGGUUCCUCUUAACCGGACAAAGUGUCUUUGUCUUGUUCCUGAAACACACUACACGGUAAACUCGCUUAUCGAAUUCACCAACGGCGACACUCAUGAAGGUUACCCAUUAAUCCUCAAGUAUGGAAACCCUUUGUAUCUAGGGUACGUCAACAAACAUGAGCUUUUCUCCAAGAUCUCCAAUAUCGACGAUCGCAAUGCUGUAAUAAGUUUCCAGGUAGAUGGGUUACUGAGAGUGGCCAUCUCGCAACAGCUUCAUUAUGAACGAUCCAUCGGUUCAGUAUUACAACAGAUAGACAUCCCCGUAGAAAGGUCAAUGAUAAUUUUCAAUGAGUUGACUUCUGCAGUUCUCGUUCUCGAGACGUUUGAAAAGAUGCAUGUAAAUUACUUUGUCAUUUUGGAUAGCAACAACAGAAACGGCCAAACAAUGGCAGGGUUUGUAGAUAGAUUCGUCAUCGCUCAUUUGAUCGACCUGCAAUUUAAGGACUUGGAAGAUGAACUUGUGGGAGUGGAAGCAGCCAGCGAGUUUGAUAUAGAAAAUAACUUGGAGGAUGAGACACUCUUAGAUGCAAGAAGGAAAAGACUUAGUAUAGAAUUAAUCACAUAGGUAUGUAUUUAUAGAGCUAAUUGACAAACCU
Messenger RNA from Scheffersomyces stipitis CBS 6054, 2488 nucleotides. RefSeq lists its product as uncharacterized. The coding region runs from base 1 to 2457 and encodes 818 amino acids. Lineage: Eukaryota; Fungi; Ascomycota; Pichiomycetes; Serinales; Debaryomycetaceae. Gene Ontology annotation, cellular component: early endosome; Golgi apparatus; membrane. Gene Ontology annotation, biological process: chloride transport; transmembrane transport. Gene Ontology annotation, molecular function: voltage-gated chloride channel activity. The transcript has a single exon. The record is from RefSeq and is a predicted model, not a curated record.